AUGUCCGCUGAGGUCGAGUCUGCUCCCCACGGCAGCACCCUGGAGGAAGAUGAAGUUCAAGAUCACAAUGGCGAUCUUGCGUCCGACGAGGACGGAGAUUUAUUUGGAGAUGACGAUGACGAUGCGGAGCAGCCGAAUGACCUCCAUAGAAAAUUAGACGACUCUGAACUGGACUCCGGCGAUGAUGAGGGCCGAAACGAUCGUGUCGCACCCACUGUGGAAGACGAGGAGGGUCUCUAUGAAGAGCAGAAACAACUCAAACUUCUGGACGUGGACAUAGCGCGAGUCAAACCGCCCGAAGGUGACGAACUAUACCUCCUCAACAUUCCGAACUUUCUAGGCAUCAAACACAGAAAUUUUGAUCCCUCGAGCUACGAACCGCCCUCCAGACCCCAUGAUGGUCGCGAUCCCAUGGCAGAUCCUACGGUCAAAUUCUCCCCGUUCUCCACAGCCAACACUUCCCUCUUCUGGCGCCGCGAUCCCAAGAACCCCGAACUCAUACAAUCAAACUCCCGUAUAGUUCGCUGGUCGGACGGCAGCUUUACUCUGCAGAUCGCCUCGAAGCCGCAAGACCAUUACCGUAUCUCCACUACCGCCAUGCGACAAGGUUGGCCUAAGAAGCUCUCUGGUUCGCAACAUCAAGACUACGACCCUACAAAGGAAACAAACCACUUUCUCGCCGCACCUCACGCUGCAGCAGGGAUAGAUCUCCAGAUCAUUGCCCCUUUCGAUGCAUCGAUGAAGAUCCAACCGGCGGGCGACCAAGCGGAUGAGGCCGAAAUGAAACUGCGACAAUCUAUUGCUGCCACUACGCAAAUGCAUGAGUCCCCCACCACCUUCAAGUCUGUCAAAGAAGACCCCGAACUCGCCAAGAAGGCUGCCGAAAUGUUCGAAAAGGAGCGUGCUCGGGCGGACCGUCGCAGAGAGGCUGCUCAAGACCGGCAGUUCAUGCGUAGGGAUCGCGUUCUGGGGAAAUCUGGGCUCGGCCGUUCAACGGGUGGUGCGGGUCUCUCCAUUGCCGGACUGGAAGAUGAUGACGGAAUGCCCACGGCGAGAGGGAAGAAGGCCACAGCUAAGCGACGCAAGACGAAUCGGCGCGGGGAUAUCUACUCAGACGACGAGGACGAGGAGACUUUCCGCCGAAGAGGCAGAGAAGAUGAAUAUGAUCGCGAAGAUGAUUUCCUUGCGGCGAGCGAUGAAGAACCCGAGAUUUACGAGGAUGAAGGAGAGGAGGAAGUCGAAGCCGAAGAAGAAGAUCCGGAUGUUGACGAUUUGGAGAUCGAGGGACGUGAGACGGUGCUUCAAGGCCGCACUCGGGGCGGUGCCAGAGAUCGGGACCGAGACAGAACUCCCAAACGCGCUCUGCGGGACGAGGACGAGGAUGCCGAGGGCGAAGACGAUGACGAGGCUGGAGAAAGCAGAAGAGCUGUGGGAAGUCCUGCGGCCCGCAAGAAGCGGAGAGUCAUUGACGACGACGACGAAGAUGAGGAGUAG
This is a messenger RNA of Fonsecaea multimorphosa CBS 102226, 1494 nucleotides long. RefSeq lists its product as uncharacterized. The transcript has 2 exons. Bases 1 to 1494 code for a protein of 497 amino acids. Gene Ontology annotation, biological process: positive regulation of transcription elongation by RNA polymerase II; transcription elongation by RNA polymerase II. Gene Ontology annotation, cellular component: nucleus; Cdc73/Paf1 complex. Lineage: Eukaryota; Fungi; Ascomycota; Eurotiomycetes; Chaetothyriales; Herpotrichiellaceae. The record is from RefSeq and is a predicted model, not a curated record. Gene Ontology annotation, molecular function: RNA polymerase II C-terminal domain phosphoserine binding.